This is a messenger RNA of Colletotrichum karsti, 7737 nucleotides long. RefSeq names its product filament-forming protein. The record is from RefSeq and is a predicted model, not a curated record. Gene Ontology annotation, biological process: G protein-coupled receptor signaling pathway; mRNA export from nucleus; protein import into nucleus. Bases 1 to 7737 code for a protein of 2578 amino acids. Gene Ontology annotation, molecular function: oxidoreductase activity, acting on paired donors, with incorporation or reduction of molecular oxygen; monooxygenase activity; iron ion binding. Gene Ontology annotation, cellular component: nuclear pore. The transcript has 8 exons. NCBI's taxonomy places the organism in Eukaryota, Fungi, Ascomycota, Sordariomycetes, Glomerellales, Glomerellaceae.
AUGGACACUGCCCUGAAUAAACUGUCUCAAGGGCAUCCCAACUUAGCCCUGGCCGGGCUAAUUGCUGCUCUGUUAGUACUGGCCUUGAGCUGGCAUUGGCGGGAGGAUAAGCCAUACCGCGGCUUCAGACUGAUCGGCCAAGAGCGCGGAGAGUGGUCCUAUGAGAAGGCUCGGUUGAGAUUCAACACAAAUGCAAUUGAGCUUCUUAGAGAUGGAUUUGAGCAGACAGAUGGAAAACCAUUCCAAAUCUUAUCACCCUUCGGUCCCCUAGUGAUGCUUCCGCCGCAGAUGUCUGAAGAGAUCCGGAAUGACAAGCGACUCACCUUUACCGGUUUCAUUGACAGGCAAUGGCUCACUCGUUAUCCCGGCCUCAGCGUUCUUCAAGAGGGGCUUAGGGGAGACAUAAUUCAAGAAGCAAUCCGCAGAAACCUCAACCAGGAACUCAGUAUGCUCCGUCUCAGCCAACAACAGUUGAGUGUUCUCGUGUACUCUGCUCACUAUGAAGUUCUUUCAGAAUGGCAAGAAGUCAAGUUCUUCCCAGUGUCCCUACAACUCGCCGCCCGCCUCUCCGCCAAGAUCCUUCUCGGCGACAGACUGUGUCGUUCCAAAGAAUGGAUUGCCGUCUCUAUAAAUUUCGCAGGCGUAGUUCUCACAGCAGGUCGCGCCCUCCGCGCUUGGCCCGUCCUCCUCCGCCCACUUGUUCACCGCUUCAUCCCGAAACUCAAAUUCCUUCGCUCUCAAGUCGCGCAGGCUCGCAAAAUCAUGGAGCCCGAACUAGCUGCUCGAAGACAGGCACGAACAGAAAUGGAGAAGCCCAUGGACUCACUUUCGUGGAUCGACGACGUCCGGCGCGGGAGGGAGUUCGAUGUGGUUGCGGGACAGUUGUUCUUAACGUUCGCCGCUAUUCAUACGACUUCUUCGGUCUUGACAGCAUUUAUGUACGAUAUUCUGGCCAAUCCAGAGUAUUUUACUCUGUUGAGGGAAGAGAUAGUUCGCGUCUUCUCAGAAGAGGAAGGCUGGAGCAAAAACAGCCUAUACAAGCUGAAGCUGAUGGACAGCUGCCUCAAAGAGAGCCAGCGCCUACACAUACUGGGACCACACAUGAUGAACCGCAAAGUCGAGAUGCCAGUAACUCUUUCCGACGGAACCUAUCUUCCAGAAGGUGUUCAUGUCACCGUUUCAGCCCACAACACCCGCGACCCAGCUCUCUGGGGGCCUGAUCCGGACGAAUUCGACGGAAAACGGUUCCUCCGCAUGCGAGAGCAAGCUGGACAGGAGAACCGGUGGCAAUUUGUCUCCACGAGUCCCGAGUUCCUCGCGUUUGGACAUGGUAUGCACGCAUGCCCCGGCCGAUUCUUCGCAAGCAAUGAGAUGAAGAUUGUGCUUGCGCAUCUUGUCAUGAACUACGAUUGGAAAAUCAUCGGGGACAAGGCGCCGGGGAGUGUGUUUAAGACGGCGGUGGACAUAGGCUACGUAGCCGGCCACCUCGGCUUGUCCGAGUCGACUGUGUCGACCGUCACGACCGAACCCACCCCAGACCUCGUCGCGAGUCUCCUCGGAGCCGUCAUCGCCAAGGCUCGCGAGUACGACGAGCUUUACGCGCAGAAGCUGCAGGUUGACAUUGAGCUCGAGAGCGCGCACCACAGUGCCGAGUCGAGAUGUCAGAGCUUCAAAGCGACCGCCGACAAGGCUUUGAAGGAUGUGGAGGAAGUCCGCCAGAAACUCAAGGAAGAAGAGACGAAACGCCAAACGGUCGAAAACGAGCUUCAAUCCCUCAAGUCCCGCGGCUCCGACUACGAUUCCGAGAUCACAACCCUCCGUGACCGCAUCGAGUCGCUGCAAUCCUCCAACCGUGCGAAUAUGGCGCUGCUUGAAUCGCGCAACGCUCGCGACGCAGAGCUCUCCGAGGAGCUCGCCAAGCAGCACCAGAAAAACGUCCAACUGAAUAAGGAGAUCACCGCCCUCCAGCAACAAGUCCAAUCCGCCCAAGCCGCCGUGAGCAGCGCCAAGUACCGCGAAGAGUCCCUGCAACAACAACUCGAUCUUGCGCGACGGAACAGCGAAUGGUUCGAGACCGAGUUAAAAACCAAGAGCGAUGAAGCCCUGAAAUACCGCCGUGAGAAGGGAGCACGCAUUGCCGAGCUGCAGCGCCAAAACGAAGACGCGAAAUCCAACAUCGAGGCCUUGAAGCGAAGCGAGCAACAACUCCGAGACCGACUCGAGGCUGCCCAGGCCAAGGCUGAAGAGGCUCUCAUCAAGGUCCAGCAGCAACAGGAGGCCUUCGCCCGCAGCGAGGAGAGCUACAAGCACGAACUCGAGAACAAACAACGGGUCGUCGACAUGACGAAUCAGCUUGCCGACAGUCACAAGAAGCGUGUGCAGACCCUCGAGGGCGAGAAGGAGUCUCUGAAGGAGAAGCAUGCCAACGAGAUCCGUCGCGUUCAGCAGGAGCUUGAGAGAGAAAAGGAAACAUGCCGCGGCCUCGAGGAGAGAGUCACCCAGCUAGAGGGUGAGAUCGACGAGCUCCACGCUCGCAUGGAGCAAGGACCCCCUCCCGCCACGCCUCAGACGCCCCGUAUGAAUGGUUCCCUUCUCGGACGACCUGGCUCACCUUUCGCGACUCCUGCUUCCGCACGCAGCAAGUCUGCCAUCACCGCGACCCAAGCUAUCGACGAGCUCUACAAAGUCAAGGGCCAGCUUGCAGGCGAGAAGCGACGCAACCAGCAGCUCGCCGAGGAGCUAGACAACAUGAUCGCUCUCCUCGAGGCCAAGACCCCUGAAAUUGAGGAGCUCCAAAACGAGGCCGACACCCUGCGAGCUGAGAUCACAAGAAUGUCUGAGCUCUCCCAGAGCAGUUUCGAGGAACGCGACACUGCGAAGAAGAGUGCCCGGAAGGCGGAGAGCGCUCUUGCCAAUGCACAAGCCGAGUCCAAGAUUCUUCGCACACAGCUUCGUGAUCUUAGCACCCAGAUCCAGAUGCUUGUCUUCAACAUGCAUGCCCGCGAGAAGGGUCUGGAGCAGCUCACUCGCGAGGAGACCGUCCGUUUGGAACAACUGUCCCGUGGUGAAAUUACCGAGGGCGCUCUUUCCGACAUGUCCGAUACCCACCAAUUCAUCACGCAAAAGUUUAUCGUCUUCAAGGACAUCCAAGAACUCCAAGCCAAGAACCAAGAACUGCUCCGUGUCACCCGCGAACUGGCUGAGCAGAUGGAGAGCGAGGAGGCUGUUGCUGCCAAGAGUCAAGCUGUCGAGGACCACCAAUCAGUGGAGCGCCUGCAGCAAGAACUCGCCAACAUGAUCGACGAGACCAAGUCUCUGAGAACGACGAUGGAGAGUUUCAAGGCUGAGCGUGACAUGUUCCGUCGUCUGCUCCAGCAAAAAGCAAGCGCCGGGGAGCUUGCCUCUAUCUUGGGCGGCUCUGAGGACGGCCAGCGCCAGCCUCUCGCUAGCAUCGAGACGGACGAAGGCGAUGGCGUGUCCCCGUCAGCUGCUCUCCGCGCCCUGCAGGUGGAAUUCGACACCUACCGAAACGAUGAAGAAUCUGUCCGCCGGUCACUCAGAGAACAGAUUGACAGACUCUCGGGCGAGAAGAACUCCCUCCAGGGCGAGAUUGCGAAGAUCACCAGCCAAAUCACCCUGGCUUCUGAACGUUACGAGAUGUUGCACUCUAACUUUGUUGCCCUGCAGAGCGAGAACAAGGAGCUUCAGAAACGAAACAACUCCCUGUCCGAAGACUCCAUCAAACAGGAGAUUCGGGUGCAACAGGUUGCCGAAGAACUUGUUGAUGCAAAGGGUUUGCUCGAGAGCAUCCGCAACGAGGCGGCUAACCUCAAGGCCGAGAAGAAGCUCUGGAAGGAUAUACAGGAUCGACUCAACCAAGACAAUGAGAAUCUCGUCCAGGAGAAGACUCGACUCAACACGCUUCUGGCCACGCAACAGUCGAUGCAGAAUGAGCGCGAUAUUUCCGAAUCAGAGUUUAGACGCAAGACGCAGACGAAGAUCGACAGCCUCGAGCAAGAACUGACCGCCACGAAACGGAAGCUGUCGGAAGAGAUGGAAGAGGGGAAGAAGCUUCAGCUCAGGAAAGAGUUUGAUGCCCGCGAGGCGCAGAAGCGGAUUGACGAGCUCUCGACUAGCCUCAGCCAGAUUCGUGAAGAGCACGUCGCCGUUAAGACCAGCCGUGACCACCUGCAAGCUCGUGUCGACGAGCUCACUAUCGAACUUCGCAACGCUGAGGAACGUGUCGGCAGACUGCAGCCGCGACCCACGCCUCGUCCGGGCACCCUGGCGCUCCCGACACAGACCAACGAGGACAACGAGGAGGAGGUUCGCGAGCUCAUCAACGAGGUUUCAGAUCUCAAGAGAGAGCUCGACAUCGCCAAGGCUCAGUUGGACAACGCGAAGGAGCAGACCGAAUCCUACAAGCAACUAAGCGAGCAGAAUGAGGAGGCCCUCGCCGACAUAACGUCUUCCCAGGACCAGUUCAGAGAAGAAAUGGAAUCUGCGCUGUCUGGCAAGGACGCCAAGAUCAAGGAGUUGGAACAGCGUGUCGAGGACUUGUCGUCCGAAUUGGCGAAUUCCAACAAGGAGCUCUCUCACCUUCGCGACUCCCAAAACGAGGUGUCCCGAAAGUUCGACGAUGAGAAGGCAAUCUUGGAUGACGAGAUUAAGCGGUUGAAGGAGGAGGCCGAUCGAUACUCCGAAGCUGCCAAAUUCCACCAACAAGACCUUCGUGCACAGUCUGAGAUAACUGCCAAGGCUCAACAAGAUUACGAGCAGGAGCUCGUCAAGCACGCCGAGGCGGCCAAAUUGGUUCAGCAACUCAGAACCGAGUAUAACGAGUUGAAGAGCCAAACUGCCACGCUGAAGGCAGAGGCCGAGUCGGCCAAGGUCACUCUCACGCAAAGUGAGAGCUCAUGGGAGGAACGCCGCCAACGCUUGGAGCAAGAGAUGGUCGAGAUCAAGGCUCGUCGCGACGACGUCAACGCUCAGAACAAACUGCUUCACGAGCAACUUGAAAGCAUCACCUCACAGUUCUCGGCAUUGAAGCAGAACAGAGCGGUAUCGACGGAAGAUGGCACCGGUAAUGACGAAGGCGGCAACGACAGCGCCGCCGACGGUCUUCGCGAGCUGAACAACUAUCUCAGACGAGAGAAGGAGAUUCUCGAGGUUCAAUACGAUCUCAAGGUGCAGGAAGCCAAGCGCCUGCAACAACAACUCGAGUACUCCCAAUCGCAGCUUGACGAAGCUCGCUUGAAGCUUGACCAGGAACGCCGCGCAACGGCUGAGAGUGGCCAAACAUCAAUCGCCCACAAGGACUUGAUGGACAAGCUCAACGAGCUGAAUCUGUACCGCGAAAGUAGUGCCACUCUUCGGAACGAGCUUGCCCAGGCACGAACCCAGAUUGCGGAGAAGAACAACAAGAUCGAGGAGUUAGAGGCCAAGGUCCAGCCCCUCGAAGCUAGAAUUGAGGAACUUCAAACCCAGAAGGGCUUCCUGGAGGAAGAGAUCAAGCAAGUCCAGGAGGAUCGUGACAGAUGGCAGAAGCGAACCGAGGGCAUCCUUACGAAGUACGGCCGCGUCGACCCUGCCGAGAUGGAGCAGCUCAAACAGACAAUCACCGAAUUGCAGGCAGAGCGCGACGCCUUGAAGGAGUCCGAAGCACCUCUUCGAGCCGAGAUUGAGGAGACCAAACAAACUUUGGAGACGGAGAGGGCAAACUGGCAAAACACUCGUCAGCGAAUGACGGAGCAAUUCAAGGAGAGGUCGAGGAAGAUCACGGGCGAGCGGAACGAGGCUCUCACCGCCAAGAACGACGCUGUCGCGGAAAAGGAUGCCGCCAUUGCUGAGAAGGAACAACUUCUGCAGCAGCUCACUACAGCAAAUACUGAACUGGAGACGACGCGGCAGAGCCUGCAAGUUUCGACGCAGCAACAGACCGAAUUCGAGCAGCAAAUUCAGAGCUUCCAGCAGCAGGUUCAGAAGUUGCAACAGGACGCGCAAGCGAAUGGGCAGACAGCCCAGCCUGCCCCUGUCGCGCAGCCCCCCGCCGACUCCUCUCCGCCAGUAUCAAAUGAGGUCGUUGCUCAGCUUGAACAGCAGCUUGCCGAGAUUCGCAGCCAGCUGGAUGCUGUAUCCGCCCAAAAAGCGACCGCCGAGCAGGAGCUUGAGAACCUGCGUGCGCAGCUCCAGACUGUCGUUACCGAGAGGGAUCAAGCUGUUCAAGCCGCUCAGCAGGCUGUUCAGUCCCAGCAAAACACUGCAGCCGAGCCCACUCAACCCGCGCCGUCAGAAACUGCCGCGAUUAAUGGCGCAAGCGGACUGUCAGAUGAGGAGCGCAAGGCACUGGAAGAAAAGAUUGCCGCCGCAGAGGCCAAGGCGGCAGAGUGCGAGCGCAAGGCCCAGGAGCUGGAGGAGAACAUCACCCAGACCAUCAAGGAGCGGUCCGACAAGAUGCGUAACGCCCUCAACGAGAAGUUGCGCCAGUCCCGCGAGAAGCUGGAGGCAGAGUUUCAGACAAAGUUGGAGCAAGAGAAAGUCAUCUGGAAGGCCGAGAACCAGAGCACCGUCCCUAGCCAGCCCUCCGAGGAGCAGUCGGCAGUCGCUGCCACGCCUAUUAAGAAGCAGCCUGACUCCGAUGCGGUUCCGACAACGCCGAUUUCAAGCACACCUGGUGGCUCUGCAGAUCUGUCGCAACUCCCUGACGGCGAAAUCCGCAAGUUCCUUUCGACCAACCCAACAGUGCGGAGCAUCAUGUCUUCUAAUCUGAGGAAGAAGCUGGAAGAGCAGACUGCCAAGGUGAAGAGCGAGACGGAGACUACUCUGAAGGCUGAGUUCGAACAGAGAAUCGUCAGUGCACGCGACGAGGGCCAGAUGUUGGCUCAAAAGAAGUCUGCCCUGCAAAUCAAUAUGAAGGACAACCAGCUACGUGCCGCAAAUGCGAAGAUCGAUGUUGUCAAAGCCGCUGCUGAGAAGACACCCCAAAGACCCGUGGGCGAGGUAUGGGAAGAAGCCAAGGUCGCCAAACCAGCUCCUGCAGCUGCUCAGCCGAGCCCAGCAAAGCCUCCCGCAAACGCACCCCGACCUUCAAUCUCUGGGCCACCGGCUGCCGCGCCAGCGCAAGGUGUCACCAAUACGACUGCCUCGACUGGACCAGUCAAUCCCGCGCAGACCUCAGCUCAACCACAAAGCAACGUUUCUCAGCCUGGUACGGGCAUCCCCCAGCCCGGAACCAAUCUUCCUCAAGUCAAGCGUCAAAUUCCUCCCCCAUCAGAAACCAAACAAACAGCACCCAACGCCGGUGGAAAUCCUUUUGCUGCCGCUGCCGCGGCAGGAGUCUCCAACAACGGGGCUCAGCCAAACCCCCUUGCACAAUCGGCUCAGGCACAAGUGAAUCCCUUUGCCCAGGCUGCUCAAGCACAAGGAGGCCAGCAGGGUUCAGCGCAGCAACCCGCAACACAGAACCAACCGGCGCAACGUAGUGGCAUUCCCUUGCCCGGACGUGGUGGCGCAGCUGGUCGCGGUCGUGGCGGUACCUACGCUGCUGGUAAUCGGAUGUCGACCGGUGGAGCAGAGAGAGGUGGAGGUGCCGGUCGUGGCGGUCGUGGCGGUAGGGGAGGACACGCAGCGCUCAAUCCCGGUGUCAAUGACUUCCAGCCUGGCAACAAGAGGCCGAGAGGGGACUCCGAGGCUGGUGGCGCCGGGGGCGCGAAGAGGGCUAGAGGAGGUGGUCACUGA